Molecule: messenger RNA, 324 nt
Organism: Plasmodium gaboni
Lineage: Eukaryota; Apicomplexa; Aconoidasida; Haemosporida; Plasmodiidae
Product: putative E3 ubiquitin-protein ligase RBX1
Exons: 1
Coding region: 1-324 (107 amino acids)
Biological process (GO): ubiquitin-dependent protein catabolic process; protein ubiquitination
Cellular component (GO): nucleus; cullin-RING ubiquitin ligase complex
Molecular function (GO): ubiquitin protein ligase activity; zinc ion binding; cullin family protein binding
Source: RefSeq, a predicted model, not a curated record
AUGGCUGAUAAUAUAACAAAUGAUGAAAGAGAUAUAUUUAAAAUUCAUAAAUGGUCAGCAGUAGCAGCUUGGUCAUGGGAUAUAACUGUAGAUAAUUGCGCAAUAUGUAGAAAUCAUAUUAUGGAUUUAUGUAUAGAAUGUCAAGCUAAAUCAACAGGUCAUGAAAGUGAUAAGGAUAAAAAAAUUGAUAAAGAAGCUUGUACUAUUGCUUGGGGGGUAUGUAAUCAUGCUUUUCAUCUUCAUUGCAUAUCAAGAUGGAUAAAGGCAAGACAAGUAUGUCCUUUGGAUAAUACUACUUGGGAAUUUCAAAAGGCCACAGAUUAA